AUGAGAGACUUGGCAGAUGGACAGAUUGACAGAUUUCCCAUUUUUGGAUUAGUUUGCACCAUCUUUGAGUGCGAGUAUCAAAUGCAGCCAGGUUAUGAUGAUGUGUCGCAUUAUGUGGCCAUGAAUGAUCCUUUGGGCUCCAGCAGCUCUGAAUCCAGCCUCUCACAUUCCCCCAUCACUCCACCGCAGCUACGCCUGACCAAAGACAUGCAGCAAGGACAGAACACACUGUGCUUCCAAUGCAAAUGGAAAGAGAUCCUGGGUCUAUCAGACAUGAUGUCAUACCGAUCCAAAAGAUCCCUGCUGGUGCCCCCCAUGUUUGUCCCAGAGAACCAGAGAGCCCCCUUCCCCAGGUUAAUUGGAAAGUCGCAUGUGAUCUCAUCUGACAUGAAGGAAGACCACAUCUUCCGUCUGAUAGGAAGGGGAGCAGAUCAAGACCCUAAAGGUGUGUUCAGCAUCAACCGACUGACGGGAGAGGUGGCAGUUAGCCGAGCCCUGGAUCGAGAGGCCAUUGCGUACUACCAUCUCCAGGUAUCCACCACUGACCUAAGUGGCAGAUUGGUAGAGGGACCUGUAGACCUGGACGUGUCUGUUAUUGACCAGAAUGACAACCGACCGGUGUUCAAGGAGCCGCGUUACUCUGGGGAGGUUCUGGAGGGCUCCCCCACAGGCACUACAGUGAUGACCAUGACGGCUUACGACGCAGACGAUCCCAACACCGACAACGCUGUACUGCGCUACAUCAUCGUGAGACAGCUGCCCGAUAAACCUUCACCCAAUAUGUUCUACAUCGACCCGGAAAGAGGCGACAUUGUCACCGUGAUAGCACCCCACCAGCUCGAUAGAGAGACUCUUCCAACCACGCAGUAUGAGCUAGAGAUUGUGGCGAAGGACAUGGCAGGAAGUGAGGUGGGACUGACAGGAACUGCAACAGCCACCAUCACCAUCACAGACAGGAACGACCACGCACCUGAGUUUACACACUCACUGUUCCAGGCAUCAGUGAAUGAGGGAUCAACUGGGGUGGUAGUGAACCUGACAGUGGAUGACAGAGACGACCCCGCCACUGGAGCCUGGAGAGCCAUCUACUCCAUCAUCAAUGGAGAUCCCAACCAGAACUUUGAGAUACAGACCAACCUGGACAACAAUGAAGGGAUGCUGUCAGUGGUAAAGGUGCGAAGUCCACCUGCCUCGGGCACGGGUACGCUGAAAAUCACUCUGGAGGACGAGAACGACAACGCUCCCUAUGUCUUCCCCUCCGUGGCCCGCGUGUGCGAGGACGCUAAAGACAUGAAUGUGGUGGUGAUCGGGGGACGAGACAAGGACAUUCAUCCUAAUACAGAUCCUUUCAAGAUCGAACUUGGCAAACAGCCAGGACUGGAGAAAACAUGGAAAAUCUCCAGGAUCAAUGACACUCACUCCCAGAUCAUGUUGCUGCACAGUCUGAAAAAGGCUAACUACAACCUGCCGCUGGUUCUGACCGAUUCUGGCAUCCCUCCAAUAUCCAACAACACAGAACUGAAAGUUCAAGUGUGCACCUGUAGGAAGAACAGAAUGGACUGCAGCCGUGCCAGCUCCAUCCAAACAAACCUCUUGCUAUUGCUCGGCCUGGUUCUGCUCUCCAUCCUCUGCUUGUAAAUUCCGCUGAUUCUUUCUGUAGUCCUUUUGCAACACUGAAGAAAACCUUCUUCUCUUCUCCACACGCAAACCAGGCCGAGAGAGAAGACCUCACCCCCAAAAGACACUUUGCACCCUUCAUUUUUGCUCACCUCUUUUCCGCCAUCGUCUCUCUCUCUAUUGCCAACACCUUCACCUUUUCACCAGGAACUCUCCCUCUGUCCUCUCCCUCCUUCCCCUGCACUCCCUGUCUUCUCAUACCUCUGGAAUACAUCACGGACGGCACCGCCUCGAUGCUCGAACUCUCUCUCACUGGACAAAGAUAUAUUGGAUGGGGCAAAGCGAUUGGACAUUUUGAUGUACUUUAGUUUCCUCUGGUUAAAGACUACUGUAUUUGAUCUUGUUUACUAAUGUAAGGGAAGGACACAAGGCCUCUUUAGUCUGCAGUGGUUGUGUUUUCUUAGGGCAGGGUGGUAGCCUUCAGAGUCUAAAAAAAAGCAUCUCUUGCGUCUUUUUGUUUUUAGUUCAAUUGCAUUAGUUGUUAUGGAGUGGAACACAAUAUAUCUUUAUAGUAAUGUGUGAAAUGGUGGGGGGAAAUGUACACUAUAUAUUUUAUUUUUUACCAAUGUACAAUUAUAUUAAUUAACUUAUGUACUUUGAUCGCUUAUUCUUUAAUGACCCCUCACGAGAAAGAAAAAAAAAAGAAAAGAACUGUAUGUUUUUGCAAAAUUUUAGGGACUAUUUCUAAUGCCAUUGAUGUUUUUUCCUCUUUUUAUCAUGUACAAGCUCUUGUUUAGGUUCUUGAGUCUGGAGAGCGAUUUGCAGACAGAGAGAGAAUCUGUCUUGUGAUUCUUGUUUCUGGUGGUAUGGCGUUUAUUUUAUUUUUCUCCCUCUCCCCUUGGGUCAAAGUCAAAGAGGCCAGGGAAGGCUGUUGAUUCAGUGGGGGGGGGGGGUUUCGUUUUUUUUUUGCGCUUGUGAGAAUACAGAAAAAGGUUUGUGUGGAAGACCCCGUAACUUCUGAAAAUGCAAAGAAAAAGAUGACGUGGUGAAUGAGUUUUGUCUGUCUUUUGCACUAAUUUAAUAAAGCUGUUACCGUACUUCCCAC
Molecule: messenger RNA, 2722 nt
Organism: Sinocyclocheilus grahami
Lineage: Eukaryota; Metazoa; Chordata; Actinopteri; Cypriniformes; Cyprinidae
Product: cadherin-13-like
Exons: 13
Coding region: 1-1638 (545 amino acids)
Biological process (GO): cell-cell adhesion mediated by cadherin; adherens junction organization; cell-cell junction assembly
Cellular component (GO): plasma membrane; catenin complex; adherens junction
Molecular function (GO): cadherin binding; calcium ion binding; beta-catenin binding
Source: RefSeq, a predicted model, not a curated record